UCUCUCCAUCUGGCAAACUACAACAACACCCGCAGCUGAGCUGCUUCUGCUGCACUGGGUCAGGAGUGAACGCAGGCUACGACGCCGACGUACAUUGGACCCAAAAAAGUGCAACAUGCGCAGACAGUCCGGAAACAAGAUGAUUAAAAACUGGGGCGUCGUCGGUGGUAUUGCUGCUGCGAUUGCAGCUGGAGUUUACGUUUUGUGGGGCCCAAUUACAGACAGAAAGAAGAGAAAGAGAGGUAUGGUUCCUGGUCUGUUGAACUUGGGCAACACCUGCUUUCUGAAUUCUUUGCUUCAGGGUUUGGCAGCAUGUCCGUCUUUUAUCGGGUGGCUGCAGAAGUUUUCAGGUUCACCUAUGAACCUGUCCUCCACAGACAACCGGCUGUCCAGCACACUGCUUCAGGUGCUCAAAGCUCUGUCCAGUGACGAACCUGGAGAGGAAGAUGUUCUUGAUGCUGGAUGCCUCCUGGACAUUCUCAGACUGUACCGGUGGCACAUUAGUUCAUUUGAAGAGCAGGAUGCACAUGAACUGUUCCAUGUCCUUACAUCUUCUCUGGAGGAGGAGCGGGAUCGUCAGCCUAAAGUGACUCACUUGUUUGACAUGCAUUCCCUUGAGAGUCUCCCUGAUCAAGAUGAGAAAACCAUGACCUGCAGAAGUCGAGCGCCUCUCCAUCCAAUACCAAAUCACUGGAAGUUUCAGCAUCCUUUUCACGGCCGUUUAACAAGCAACAUGUCAUGCAAGCGCUGCCGACUACAAAGUCCAGUGCGAUAUGACUCAUUUGAGAGUCUCUCCCUCUCCAUCCCUUUACCUCAUUGGGGUCAACCUCUCUCUCUAGAUCAGUGUCUUCAGCAUUUCAUCUCCUCAGAAACCAUCAAAGAAGUGGAGUGUGAGAACUGCACGAAGCUUCAACAAGAGAACACAGUGAAUGGCCAGUUUCUGAAAAGUCAGAGGACAACAUUUGUGAAACACCUAAAACUUGGGAAGCUCCCCCAGUGCCUCUGCAUCCACUUACAAAGACUGACGUGGUCCAACGAAGGAACUCCCGUCAAAAAACAGGAGCAUGUGCAGUUCACAGAGUAUCUGUCGAUGGACCGAUACAAACACAACAUUUCCUCGCAGAGAAACGUGCAGCUCCCGUGUGCACCAAAGCCCAAGAAAGCAGAAGAUACAGACGGUGUCAUUGAAAAGUCCACAGCCAAUGGCACUGACACAGAGCAUCACAACAACAACAAACCUUUUUUCAAUGGAAACUGUUCAUCUUUCUUUCUUCACCCUCCUGGUGUCAACCCACAGCUCAACGUCACAUAUGGCUUCAGUUCUCCAGAGUACCUUUUCCAGCUCACAGCGGUGCUGGUUCACCACGGCGACAUGCACUCGGGACAUUUCGUGACAUACCGCCGCAGCCCUUCCUCACCACGCGGCUCGUCGUCCCUCAGUUCCCAGUGGCUGUGGGUGUCGGACGACUCGGUGCGAAAGGCCACUCUGCAUGAGGUUCUGUCCUCCAACGCCUACAUGCUCUUUUACGAGAGAGUCCGGAGACCGAACCUCGCCCUGCCUUCAGAGGAGUGACCCGAGAGACUGACUGACUGACUGACUGACUGACUGACUGGAUGUUUUUUCCAAACUGUGGCAGCGGCGUGAAUCCGUCACAACAUGGUUCUGAAUUAGUGGAUUAUGACUUUGAGACCGGAGAGCAAAGCCAGUGUAGAGUUGUUGUGGGAGCUGAUUUUGUAUCAUGGAUCACAACAACACGUCAGAGAUUAUGGAAUGAUUUCUGACCUGAAAUCCAGCGGUGGACCCUUUGCCUGGCCUUGUGUAAUCCAUAAAAUCGUGGACCUGCAAGAUGUUUUUUGUAACAGUGUCUGUCAUGUAACAUAGUGGCUUCUACAGGACAAAUCACAACUCACAGAAGGAUGUUUAGGUCAUAGCCUAGCUUUUGUUCAUGUGUGAGCUUCGACUUGGCCGAAGUAGAUUAUUACAGUAGGACUGAUGAUUUAGUGACAUUUUCUUUAUUGCAUUUGCGCUGUGAUUUGCAACAUUACGUUGUAAAUCCAUGGUUCUUGAACUGAGCUUCCUCUAGUGGUACUGGGGAGGAAAAUCAGAAAUACUGUUCUACUGUUAAUACCAGGGUAUGUGAUCGGAGUGGAGCUGAGAAAAUUAAACGAAUAACACAAAAAUAAUAAUAAUUAUAGUCACCUCAUCUCUCCCUCCAUCUUAAUCUAAUGUCUAUACCAGUGUAUGAAUUGUAUGUGAGGAAGAGGAGGAUAAUGAGAGCGCAAAUGAUCUUAUUGGGAAUAAAUCUGCCUCCUGUGUAAAGUCUGUGGCUGACUUUAAUAUCAGCUCAAUAUUUUCCUCAGAUGGUACUUGGUAUAAGAAGUUUGUGAACCACUGCUUUAAAUCAAGUUUCACAUCACUAUACUAUAAUACAUUUAAAAGGAGAUGGAGCAUCACAUCAUGAAACCAUAAAAAUAUUUUCUAAUGCAAAGAUGAAAGGUUUUUAUUUAGUAUUACAUUUGGGCAUUGAAUAUGAAAUAUAAAAAUCAAAACUUCCAAACUGUUUCAAAACUAGUUAAUUGUUCAGCCCUGCCUUGUGAAGAUGUUACUUGGGCUGGGUGUCAUACUUAAAUACUUGUGUGGUAGCCACUGAACGUUCUGUUCAUCACCUGCAGGACGGAGGAUCUAAAGUGACAAAUGUAACCAACCCCUCGAGAGUGCAGGGAAGAAUUAUGUGUGCAGAAAGUUAAUGAUCGGACCAUCUUAAGCUAAUUCAUUUUUACCAUCAUGUAAUAUUUUGGUACAGGAAAUAUUUAUAUUUAAGAAGCGGAGAAAAAUCCAAACAACCUGUUUGCAUAAUCAUUCCCAGCAGUGUGCUUUGUCGCUACUCGAUCAACACAGUUCAUAAGCUGUUGAAUAUUGAUAUUUUUCUACGUUUCUAAUAAUCCUUACCACUGUCAUGAUUUGCAGAGCUGCACAGUUGAGGUUAAAGUGCCAUGUUUUAAUGUCCGGGGUCUUCAUCAUGUAAAUGCCAUGUGUGCUGCACGAAUCAGACGACCUCUGUGAGAUCUGUUUGACAUGCUGCUGAUGUUUUAAGAGAUUAUGCUUUUGACGAAUAAAGCCAGAACAAGACUGCAGGUUUUUUGGACAAUUUAUUCUGAAUGUUUUUUUUUUAAAACUCUGUGUAAAUGAUAAACUGCCAUUUUUGUGCCGACCGAACCAACAAAGUCAAAGUGAGAAGUGGCCUGGUGCAAAGGCUGUUGUUACUUUUGCAUAUUCAAAUGUAAAAUGUGUGUAUUUGUGUGCAAUCUGUAAAGAUUAUUGUUUUCAGGUAUUAAAAGAAAUAACCAAAACCUG
Molecule: messenger RNA, 3355 nt
Organism: Solea senegalensis (Senegalese sole)
Lineage: Eukaryota; Metazoa; Chordata; Actinopteri; Pleuronectiformes; Soleidae
Gene: usp30
Product: ubiquitin specific peptidase 30
Exons: 13
Coding region: 116-1573 (485 amino acids)
Biological process (GO): protein deubiquitination
Cellular component (GO): cytosol; nucleus
Molecular function (GO): cysteine-type deubiquitinase activity; cysteine-type endopeptidase activity
Source: RefSeq, a predicted model, not a curated record